UAUACUCGCGCUCUCUCUCCUCGUUCGUUACGCUGCGAGCCGUCGAAGCAUUCAGAGCUCCCUGUUCCAAAUUCUAGGGUUUCUUCGCCAACACUUUUCUCAUCUUCGCUGUGUUUUCCGUCGUCGUCUCCAUCCAUGGGUCGCCAGCCCGAAGUUCUGUGGGCACAGCGCUCGGAUAAGAUCUAUUUGACUGUUUCUCUGCCCGAUGCAAGAGAUGUUUCGGUGCAGAGUCAGCCCCAGGGAGUGUUUCAGUUCUCGGCUGUUGGGGCUCAAGGUGAGCUCUUUGACUUCAACCUCGAGUUGUAUGACACCACAGUUCCUGAGGCUAGUAAAACAAAAAUUGGGAUGAGGAACAUAAUAUGUUCAAUCAAGAAAGAGAAAAAGGCAUGGUGGAAGCGGCUGCUGAAGUCAGAGGAAAAACCUGCUCCUUAUAUUAAAGUUGAUUGGAAUAAAUGGUGUGAUGAAGAUGAGCAGUCUGACAUUUCUGAUUCGUUUGCAUCUGACGAUGAAAACAAUGGGGGCGUGGAUGACGAUGACGAUGACACUGACGAUGAUGGGUUGCUCUAUCUACCUGAUCUAGAGAAGGCCAGAGGAAAAUGACAGGGACACUGAUGGAUGGAUGGAUGACGGAACUUGUUUAUGCAAUGAGGACAUUAUGCCUAAGAUUUGCUCACCCACUAGCCACAGGCUGCAGUAGAAUGGAUUUCGUAUGCUUUUGUCUACGUGUAAUUCUUGAAUUCAAAUGUUAUUGUAUCUUUGCAUGAGAACUUACGAAAAUUUAUCUUAAUCCUGAGUGUUGGUAGACUUUUUGUGUA
Messenger RNA from Zingiber officinale, 815 nucleotides. Its product is annotated as co-chaperone protein p23-2-like. Gene Ontology annotation, biological process: protein folding; chaperone-mediated protein complex assembly. The record is from RefSeq and is a predicted model, not a curated record. Gene Ontology annotation, cellular component: nucleus; cytosol. The transcript has 6 exons. The coding region runs from base 136 to 600 and encodes 154 amino acids. NCBI's taxonomy places the organism in Eukaryota, Viridiplantae, Streptophyta, Magnoliopsida, Zingiberales, Zingiberaceae. Gene Ontology annotation, molecular function: Hsp90 protein binding; protein-folding chaperone binding.